CAUUAACAAAAGUUAAUCAUCAAUAUCGGGCGGUUUCGAAAUUGAAAACUCAACUCUCAAUAGAUAGAUAUAUGCCUUUCGCCUGUUUUGCCAAAACACAAAGUAGAUGCCCUGCCAUUAACGGUUUCUCCCCAUUCCGGUAAGAGAGAGUAGGCAUUCUAGACCAAUUCUUCCUUUUCAGCUUUCAUCCUUCCUCUCGCCUUCCUUCUCCUUUUAGGGGAUUCUCCUCUUCCAUUAUUCACAUUCCCUUCCUCCUCUACUUUAUUAAUCUCCCUCUUCUUCCUUUCCAUCAUUCGCUCUUCAUUCUAGAGCGUACUCAAAUGGAAUUUGAAAACAUGGUUGCCUUGGUUUCACGCACCGGCCGGCAUUUGCAGCGCUACGACAAUGGUCGCCGCCAAGUCGUCGGAUGCAUACCUUACAGGUACAAGGAUAGAAUCAACGCAUUGCCUUCUUUUGAUGAGGAUGCAUAUGAGGUUCUUGUCAUUAGUCCACAGAGAAAAGGCAAAGGGAUGUUGUUUCCCAAGGGCGGCUGGGAAGUAGAUGAAACAAUUGAAGCUGCAGCACUUCGAGAGACGAUUGAGGAAGCUGGCGUGGUAGGAGAUAUUGAGUGUAAACUUGGAACGUGGAACUUCGGAAGCAUGAGAAGUGGCAAUGCUUGUGAAGGGCACAUGUUCCCAUUGCUGGUAAAUGAGGAGCUAGAUUGUUGGCCCGAGAUGAAUAUUCGUCAAAGACACUGGAUAAGUAUCCGCGAAGCAAGGGAGGUUUGUGUGAAGGGAUGGAUGAUGGAAGCAUUGGAAUUGCUAGCGAGCCGACUGACAAGGCAAAACAGACAAAGCAAAGUGGGGAUGUUUCCAGGGUCUGAGUGUGGUAGCCAAGGGAUACUUAUGCCGUUGAGGUGUGGAAGACAGAUGCUACCUCUGCCACCAUCUAAUUCGGCAGAGGAAGCAUAGUCAUCAGAGAAGGGUAGCUAGCUAGCUAGCAAUUGGUGUUUAAGCUAGGAAGGUUAUGAAGCUGUUAGGGGUGGUAAGUGAAGGAGCGGCAUUGCAGCAACCAGCUCAGGAGGAGGAAGUCUUCUGUAGUUGAGGGUGGUAGGGAUGAAGAGUCAGUCUAUCUAAUCUAAUUGGUUUCUUUUUAUUCAUUCUCUGUUUUUAGAACUGAGCUGGUGGUUGCAAAUCCAACAGUUUUUUCUUCUUCUUGAAUUGGGAACCUUUUCCGUUUCGUUAGAAGAAUUGCAAUUAUGGUCAUCAUUUAUGAGCUAACUGAUCUUCUUCAUAGUCAUGACGGAUUUCAGACUUGUACUAAUGUGGGCCAGGGUUAAGAAUGAAUUGAGGC
Molecule: messenger RNA, 1332 nt
Organism: Cuscuta europaea
Lineage: Eukaryota; Viridiplantae; Streptophyta; Magnoliopsida; Solanales; Convolvulaceae
Source: the annotation of a GenBank genome assembly